Messenger RNA from Talpa occidentalis (Iberian mole), 3023 nucleotides. It is a transcript of the gene PIP4K2C, whose product is annotated as phosphatidylinositol-5-phosphate 4-kinase type 2 gamma. The record is from RefSeq and is a predicted model, not a curated record. Bases 96 to 1361 code for a protein of 421 amino acids. Gene Ontology annotation, molecular function: phosphatidylinositol kinase activity. The transcript is spliced from 10 exons. Gene Ontology annotation, biological process: phosphatidylinositol metabolic process. NCBI's taxonomy places the organism in Eukaryota, Metazoa, Chordata, Mammalia, Eulipotyphla, Talpidae.
GGUCACGUGAGCGCGGCGCAGGUGAGCAGCGCUUCCGGGGUCGGAGCCGCGAUCGCUGCCGGCGCCGCUGCACUCGGCGGGGCGCGCGGGAGGCCAUGGCGUCCUCUUCGGUCCCGCCGGCCACCGUACCGGCGGCGACGGCGGGCCCCGGGCCGGGCUUCGGCUUCGCCUCCAAAACCAAGAAGAAGCAUUUCGUGCAGCAGAAGGUGAAGGUGUUCCGGGCGGCCGACCCGCUGGUGGGCGUGUUCCUGUGGGGCGUCGCCCACUCGAUCAAUGAGCUCAGCCAGGUGCCUCCCCCCGUGAUGCUGCUGCCGGAUGACUUUAAGGCCAGCUCCAAGAUCAAGGUCAACAAUCACCUUUUCCACAGGGAAAAUCUCCCCAGUCAUUUCAAGUUCAAGGAGUACUGUCCUCAGGUCUUCAGGAACCUCCGUGAUCGAUUUGACAUCGAUGACCAGGAUUACUUGGUGUCCCUUACCCGAAGCCCGCCGAGUGAGAGUGAAGGCAGUGAUGGGCGUUUCCUUAUCUCGUAUGAUCGGACGCUGGUCAUCAAAGAAGUAUCCAGUGAGGACAUUGCUGAUAUGCAUAGCAACCUCUCCAACUACCACCAGUACAUCGUGAAGUGCCACGGUAAGACGCUACUGCCCCAGUUCCUGGGCAUGUACCGAGUGAGCGUGGACAACGAGGACAGCUACAUGCUUGUGAUGCGCAACAUGUUCAGCCACCGGCUCCCUGUGCACAGAAAGUACGACCUCAAGGGCUCCCUCGUGUCCCGGGAAGCCAGCAAUAAGGAAAAGGUUAAAGAUUUGCCCACCCUUAAGGAUAUGGACUUUCUCAACAAGAACCAGAAAGUUUAUAUUGGUGAAGAGGAGAAGAAGGCAUUUCUGGAGAAGCUAAAGCGAGAUGUGGAGUUUCUCGUGCAGCUGAAGAUCAUGGACUACAGCCUCCUGCUGGGUAUCCACGAUGUCGCUCAGGGUGCGGAGCCGGAGGAGGAGGGGCCUGCGCGUGAGGAGGAGCAGGAGGGGGACGGGGACUGUGGCCUGCCGGGCCCACCCCCGAUGGUGGGCUCCUACAGCACCUCCCCGGAGGGAAUUGGCGGCUACAUCCAUUCCCACCGGCCCCUUGGCCCUGGAGAGUUUGCCUCCUUCAUUGAUGUCUAUGCCAUCCGGAGUGCCGAGGGGGCCCCCCAGAAGGAGGUGUAUUUCAUGGGCCUCAUUGACAUCCUGACACAGUAUGAUGCCAAGAAGAAAGCAGCUCAUGCAGCCAAGACUGUCAAGCAUGGGGCUGGGGCCGAGAUCUCCACUGUCCACCCCGAGCAGUACGCCAAGCGGUUCCUGGAUUUUAUCACCAACAUCUUUGCCUAACGACGGCGCGACUCCAUGGGGACCGCCGCUUCGUUAGAGGGGGCGGGGUUCUGGGAGCGUGGGGCAAGGGUGGGUAGUCAGGCCACGACUGCUCUCCUUCCCCCUUUGCUAAAUUCAGGCCGCAAGCCCCAUGUGGCUCGAACCUGUUGAGCAGGCUCUCCCUGGCCCUUUUCCGCCUGGUCCGGAUGUCUCCCUCUCCCCUCCCCGCCGAGUCUGCUUGUUUCAGCGGAGUGUUGCUGUCGACUCUCCCAAGUGCCUUGAUCUUUGUCAGAUGUCCUGUUCCGGUGACAUAGGAGGAGCUGGGGGAGGGGCUGUUUGCCAUCGUCAGGACCCGGCUGGACAGAGGACCUGCUCGGGCUCUACUCUGGAUGCACUUUGCGGAGAGACUGGACUUCGCGGAUAACUUCACGGGACUCCCAGCGGCGCCCCCUCUUCCCCGCGGGCCCCGGCCCAGGACUUCCACGACACUACAGCUGCGGGCACAGGCCUGCGCACAGACGGCCGCCCCGGGAGCCCUUCCGGGCUGGCACCUCAUCGAGGGGGGCACCUAAGAGGACUCAUGCUUAUCCAGGGAGUUUUAGAAGGCCUUUGUCAAGGAUUGCCUGUACUGCGGUCUCUGCUGUCACCCCACUUCUGGCUCCGCCCCUGUACUUCCCCCGGGCACAGCAGCCCAGUGAUGAGCGGCCAGCCCAGGCCAAGGUGUUUGCCGCUGCUCUUCGCCAGCACCUGACACCCUUCCUGGGGCUGGAACCCUGCACGGCACAGGCCCGGUUCUGGAGGGUGGGCUGAUGGGACAGGGUUUUAAGGCUCAUUCCCCAUCUUAGCCGCCCCUGAGCUUUUAGUCCCAGUAGAAGGGACUACCUCUGCCUGGCCCGGCCUGGUCAUUCCCAAGUGUGGGAGCCCCCUCUGCUCCCCGCGGGUGUCCACCUAGCAUCCAUCCUGCCCUGACCCCUCCUCUGAGGCUUUUUCCAGUUGAUCGGUUAUUUUGUUCUCCUCCGUCCCAUCUCACGCUGCUGCUGCUGCGUCUCCCAGGGACAGAUGGCCGUCUUUGUCAUCUUCACUCUCCGCCCCCAGAGGAGUCAGAGCCAUCGCUCAGUCCCCCGGCGCCUCCAAGCCUGGUGGAGGUGAUGUGCGAAAACCUCGGAACGCAGAGAACCCUGAGCCAGUGUCCCUCUCCCCUGCCCCAGUGCUUUCGGGGCUCGGGUGGCCCCUCUUCCGUCCCCCUGGCGGUGUCUUUUUUUUUCUUUUUUAACAUGAAGAUGUGUGCCAGCCAGUGACUUGUGGCCUGGACCGGCCUGUCUCACAAAAACGCAUGAGAUCAUAAAGGAGAAUCCUCUCCCGUCCAUCUUCUCUGAAGGAAGUAAAGAGGAGCCCCCGUGUGGGCGUGGAGCCCUGCUGUCUCUCCCUGAGGGUCCCGGUGGAUCUUUGUCAUUCCAGCGUCUACCUGUCCCCUGUUGAAUGCAAUAAAACUGUGACACCAGCAACUGUUCUUUAGAAAUGGGUUUUCUGACCAUGUGGCUGAUGCAUCAUGAGCGCUGUGGUCUUUGUCAUUUGUUGCUUCUGUUUUUCAUCAUUUUUGUUUUAUUAAUUAAAAAAAAGAUCUUGUAUAUUUACUCCCAUUGCUUCACUAUACAGAAAAUAAAUUAUUGAAUUAAAAUUCUU